AUGAGGAGAAAUCAAGCUAUACCAUGUACGGACAUGGCGUAUAUUGGACGCACGUGUAGCGUAGGGGGAUUGGAACUGUAAACAGGCUAUACCAGGAAAAUAAGUAUGAUAUCCUGUUAGUAAAAUGUGCAGAACUUCGCGAAAUCUACAGCGGCGCGUUUUUAAGAAACAUAAAUAUACUUAAGACAACAUCAAACAGCGAAGGCAUGCUUGUUACUAGCAAGCUGAUUUGGCUCCCUGUGCACCUCUCUUAAAAAACAUGUAAGCGGUUCGUAUAAACUUUUAAAUGAUGGCCUGAUGCUCCACCUCAGUGGCUGAUAUGGGGAGAGAGAGGAGAUGCAUUCUGUGUCGUACGACACACAAUACAAAGCAGGAGAUGGAGGAGCAUUUGCGGAGCAUGCUGCACCACCGCGAGCUGGAGAACAUUAAGGGCCGGGACUGUAAGCACGAGUGUCGGGUUUGCCAGAUUUCGGUGGCGGGCCUGACGGGUUACGCCAGCCACAUCUCCAGCUCCUUGCAUAAGUUUCGGGUGGCGCAGCAGGAGCAGGGCGAGGGACCCAAAUCGGACGAGGAGUACUUCGAUGCAGAGCUGGAGCACCUCGAGAAACAGCGCAGGAAAGAAGAGGAGGCAGCCGCCCAAUUGGAGGAGAAUAGGCGACAGAAGCAGCUGUUCUGGUCGGAGAGGGCCCCUGCGUUCCAGCACUUUAGGGGGCCACAUAGAGGGUGCUACCCCAUGUUCCACCCAAUGCAGAUGGGCCGUGGCACACCCCACUGGCAGUUGCGACCAUUUCCUCCUCACAGGGGCGCCCCUGGCGCACACCAUGAUGAAGGCGCCCCUCAGGGGUCGGGGAACAGGCACCCCAGCCAGGAAUUCCUCCCCGGUGGGAUGCCAGGCUUCCCAAAUUGGCCAGCGCGGGGUUUCGGGCAUAGGGGUAAAUGGAGAGGAAAAAAGUGGCAACACCAAAACUACACUUUCAGUCCAAGUAGACAGAUCUUUGGGUCAUACCCUGGCAAACAGCACAGGCCGUGGGGCAACGUGAACUCGACACAGAUGGACAUCGACUUCACCAACAAUCAGCUGCCCAUGUCGUGCAGCUUCCAGCACAACACCAAGGAAAGGAUGCUAGAUGGCUACCAGCGUCCCGAUGGAAAGCAACAGGCUCAGCCAGCGUCUGGGACAGAGAAGCUCCCCAAAUUUGGCCAAAGCAGAGGUAUGGCCAACAGCUGUGGGUCCUUUUGCCGGUCCCCCCAUGAGCAGGACAAACAGCUUCAGGAAAUAAUGUGGAAGGCCAGGAAGGCUCUUCGGGAUGAUGGGGAGACGGGAGAUGUUUUAAUCCCCAAGCCACACACAGAGGGGCACCACUGGACCGUGCAGCCCAGUACGAAAGGCAAUCCUGGUACACCUGCAGGUUUGAAAAGCACGGGGACCCAACCAGACAAGGCUGGCCAGCAUCCGCAAAACAGCGUUCGGGUUCAGGCAUCCAGUGAGGCCACCAAACCAACAUCUCCCCAUGCCUCGUCCGUGCAGUCAGUCCAGAUAAGUACCUCCACCAGCGAGGCUUCCCAAGAGGCUGUUCCUGUGGCACCAGAAGGAGGGGUGGAGGGGCUGAAGACGGAAGUGGAGGAGGGAAGGGGCCAGGAGGCGGAAACAUCAGAGGCAGCCUUCGAGCAAGGGGCAAGAGAGCCCACGACGGAAGAGGGGCCCAGCUCCGACAGCGACGUACUGAAGGAUGCCCCCACGACGGCCAGCGCAUCACGGGUGCCCAGCCUGAGCAAACUGGCCCUGCCCGCGUCCCUCAAACGAGACCUGUCCCGUCACAUGAGCAAGGCGGGGACCCACGAGCCUAACCUGAACAUCGCACGGCGGAUCCGCAACAUCGACGGCCAGCGGAGGCCACUGGCUGAAAAGGAAUCGGGCCUGAAGCCCACCCUGAGGCAGCUGAUCAGCUCCUCGGGCUCCCGGCGGAACGUCAACUGGGACCAGGUCUACCAGGAAGUCAGCAAGAAGAAGCAGGGCCAGGGGAGGGGCAUGCCCAGGUUUGGAAUUGAGAUGGUGGCCCCGGUGCCCUCUGACCCGGAAGUUCACAGUCUGGAGGACCCUCCUCUGUCUUUGGGCUUUCACUGGGAGGCAUUGGACGAGCCGCACGCUGCACCCCCUGGGCCUUCAUCGCGGAAACGCAGCCUGUCGGAGAGUAACGUGGCGAGUGGCGACAAGGCCCUCAAUUUCCCACCGGCCACGGGCGCCGUCCCGAGGGAACCUCCCAGGAAGAGCCUCCAUUUGAACUGUGAGGAGCCCAGGACUGUGCCGUGGGUCAGUGGAAGCCACCUACCCUCCGAGCCUCAAGCAGAAGGCUGUCAGAAGAGGGAUUCUCAACGGGGCGCCAGUCCUGUGGGCAACCCGGAGAAAACUGUGAAAGAGGAUGCUGGGACAGAUUCGGGAACGGAGCACGACGAUUCCCACGGGGGAGGGACUGGCGGAACGGAUGUAACAUCGACAGUCUCAAAAACGGUUACAAAGGCGACGAAAGUUAAAGAGUCCACACCGGUGGGCGAGCUGCUGACACUCUCCCUGAGGGAGGAGGAGCUCAACAGCUCCCUGCAGACCCUAGAAGACAGUCUAGUUCAGGCUCGCAUGGCCCUGCAGGCGGCAUACAUGGAGGUGCAGCGCCUCCUGAUGGUCAAGCAGCAGAUCACCACAGAAAUGAACUCGCUGCGGGCGAAGCGCAUUGAAAUCCUGCAGGGCAUGCAAGACAAUUAUGAGAAUGGGGCCAGUCCUAAUGGAAUGGCAGAGGCCUCUGGGGUGCCCCCUGCUGAUUCAUCUGCUCUGCCCAGCCAGCCUCCUCUAGCUGCCCUCUCCUCGCCGUCUGUCUCCCUGUCCUCCGCAUCACCUGCGACCAGCAUGUUUGCCCUCAAAGGGCCCUCUUCCAUCAAGCAAGAGUCCCUUUCUCCCACCCACUCGAAUCUGGGUGUCAUUGACAGCACCGCCUUGGGACUGUGUCCCCCAGCGCCCCACCCUGCCUUCUCCUCCCCCCACACGGAGUUCCCUGUACACAGUUCCUCUCCGUCCACUAGUGGGUCGAGGGGGGGGCUCAGUGGGGCUGCUUGUAGGGAUUCUGCUGGGAAGCGGCUGGGUUCUCCUGGGAUGCUCACCACCGAGGCCCAAGCGGAGGCGAGGUCUGACCAGGCCGCUGUGGCUCACACUGAGUGUUUUGCUGCCGGAGGUUCUGGAAGUGGAUCCCCACAUCCGGGCACCUUCUCCACCUCCUCCAAGAAGGGCUCCAAGAAGAAGAAACUUCUGACAAAGAAGAGGAAGAGGAUGAUGGCGCAGUGUGAGAACCGCGCAGGGAGUACGGAGAGCGACACGGACCGGGAGACCCCGAGCAAAGCCAAGAGGAAGCCAAUGGAGCGGGAACAGGAUGAGGAGGCGGGGAAACCGGGUCCCUCGGAGCUCCCUCUGGGAGGGGCCAGCAGCGACGACUCCUCCUCCUCCCUGGCCAUCGUGGAUAACCCGGAAGCUCCGCCCUGCGAGGUCAUCUCCCUCAACUCCUCUGAACAGGAGGAGGAGGAGGAGCGCGAGGAACCCGCCCCCCCAAAGUCCCCCUCGCCCCCUGCUGCUCCCACACCUCCGAUCUCAAGGAAAGCCAAGCAGCGGAGACUGGCCUGCGACGAGGUCAGCUCCACCAGCGAGCUGGCCCCCGCUAUCAAAACGGAGAUGCCCUGCAGAAAAACCCGGUCAUCUGCGGGGGGUGGAGAGCAGAGUUCGCAGUUCCGUGCUUCCUUGGAGUCGGAGAGCAAGCAGGAGCCGUCUGAGGGCUCUUUCCUGGGCCACCAGGUGGCCGUCACUGGCUUGCAGAUCUACGGGGGGUGCCUGUACACCUGCUCCGAGGACCAGACAGUGCGUGCCUUCAGCUUAGUGACUCGCCAGUGCACGGCCGUCUUCGAAGGCCAUGGCGCCAAGGUCAACUGCUUGCUGGUGUUGCCCAGCACGGGGAUGCAGUCCUACCUGUACACGGGCUCCAGUGACCACACCAUCCGCUGUUACAGUCUCAAGGUAGAUCCGUCUGCCCAGCACAUGGCCUCCCUGGCAGAACAGCGUUCUGUUUUCCCCACUUUCUCCUCCCAAUCUCCCGCCACCUUCCCUUCCUGUCCACAGAACAGGCAGUGCGUGCAGCAGUUCUGCAUGCUGGACCGGGUCUUGUGUCUGCAUAGCCGCUGGAAGAUUCUGUACGCAGGCCUGGCCAAUGGCUCUGUGGUCAGCUUCUGCCUGAAGAAAAACCAGCAGCUGGAUGUUUUCGAGUGCCAUGGGCCACGUGCAGUGAGCUGCCUGGCGUCCACGCAGGAAGGGUCACGGCGCCUCCUGCUGGUCGGCUCCUACGACAGCACCAUCAGCGUGCGGGACGCCAGGAAUGGCCUGCUGCUGCGCACACUCAAGGGCCACACCAAGACGGUGCUCUGUAUGAAGGUGCUGAAUGACCUUGUCUUCAGCGGCUCCAGCGACCAAUCUGUCCAUGCCCAUAACAUCCACACAGGGGAGCUGAAACACAUCUAUAAGGGGCACAGCCAUGCUGUUACCGUGGUAGCCAUCUUGGGCAAGGUGAUGAUAACAGCCUGCCUGGACAGGCUGGUGCGCAUCUACGAGCUACAGUCCCACGACCGGCUGCAGGUGUACGGUGGUCACACAGACAUGGUCAUGUGCAUGAGCAUCCACAAGAGCAUGAUUUACACCGGCUGCUACGAUGGGAGUGUCCGGGCUGUCAGGCUCAACCUGAUGCAGAAUUACCGCUGCUGGUGGCAUGGCUGUUCGCUGAUCUUUGGUGUGAUGACCCACCUGCACCAGCACCUCCUCACGGACCACGCCAACCCCACCCUCCAGACCCUCAAGUGCCGCUGGAGGAGCUGCGAGGCCUUCUUCACCUCACGGAACGGCUCUAACCGGGAUAUCCCCCUGCACAUACAGAAACACGCCGAGGAGGACAGCAGCCCGGAGCCCCAGAGAGCUGAGAGGGCCUGAUUGUCCGUAGUCGGCCUCCACUGAAGUGAAACGAUUUUGGGUUCUGACAGUUCCCCCGACAGGUCCUUGCAUACAUGCCACCUGGAAUGGUGACUUUAUUUGUGAACUCUUCUACCUUUUGCUUAGCUGCCAAAACUUUAGACUGACCCACUCCCCCCCCCCCCCCCGAAGAUGUCAACGGGAUGCUAAGCAAAUCGAGGGGGGCGGAGACUUGGAGGAGGUGCUGUAUGCGGGUGUCUUGAGCCCUAGUCACUCAGGACCAUCAAGCAAAGCAUCAGCAUCCAUUGGGCUACAACUGGGCUAACCAUGGUGGGCAACCCUUGUUUGCUAAUCUCAAACAGAAAUCCCCAUGGCAAGGGAAAUGAGCUGCGUUUCCAUGUAGGGGAUGCCUUUCAACAUGGAUUUAAAGCGGCUUCAGGAACAACAAAAAGCAGUAUGUCAUGUGACCAUUCUGCAUGGAGGGGAAGUGCGUUACAUCAGCGUAACAAUGAAACAGCCUUAUGCCGUACAGUAUUUAAGAAUCCCCUAGUUAUACAGGUCAGCGUGUCGUCCAGAAGACGGUGGAAUGUGCCAGAGUCUCGUAUCACUACACUGAUCACAGUCCUCUUUUUAGCUGCUACUUCUUGGCUGAAAACUUUUUUUUUUUACUUUAUGUGUAUUUGAUUUGGAUUUAAAUUUUACCAGAGUAAGCCAGUGCGUGACAUGUUCUCACAUGCUUUUAAAUCCCGAUUAUGCCACUGCUGAAAGGGCGCUCUGUAUUGCAGAUCUUCCUCUUAGUAGGUUGUAUGUGUGUGUACGCACUCGUGACCGAUUUGUUUUGUAGGGACAGAGUGAGAUGUUUUUAAGUGCGUGUGUGAGAGCAGAGUAGCGUAAUGGGGAAUUGGUAACUAACGAUACAGCAGCGGCAAGGAUGCAUUGAAACUUUAAAGUGGGGUUUGCAUACAUGUGUACACUGCACUCCAACUGCCCCCCCCGAUCUGCCGCCUCGAUCCAGCCAGUUACCUUAGUAUGAAUAUUAACCAGUUCAUCUGAACCAGUCACAGCUGUGGAGUCUCUGUAGGGAUUCCAUUGUUCUGGCUACCGCUGAUUGUGUUUUUCGCCCGCGGCUGAGAGGGGGCCCCUUUCCCCUGCUCUUUGGACGCACCGGCACCUUCUGUGGAGCCCAUUGUUCAAGCCUUUAAGCAUUUUAUAAGGAGUGUGAGUGACAGACGACAAAUAAAUUUUUGAAUUGUUUAUUUUCAAA
This is a messenger RNA of Brienomyrus brachyistius, 6254 nucleotides long. RefSeq names its product zinc finger protein 106-like. Gene Ontology annotation, cellular component: membrane; cytosol. NCBI's taxonomy places the organism in Eukaryota, Metazoa, Chordata, Actinopteri, Osteoglossiformes, Mormyridae. The transcript is spliced from 22 exons. The record is from RefSeq and is a predicted model, not a curated record. Gene Ontology annotation, molecular function: RNA binding; SH3 domain binding. Bases 320 to 5011 code for a protein of 1563 amino acids.